Molecule: messenger RNA, 481 nt
Organism: Cokeromyces recurvatus
Lineage: Eukaryota; Fungi; Mucoromycota; Mucoromycetes; Mucorales; Mucoraceae
Exons: 2
Coding region: 181-348 (55 amino acids)
Source: RefSeq, a predicted model, not a curated record
UUUUUUUUUUUCUGAUAAAUAACAGUAGUCUUUUGUAAUAAAAUAGUAUAGCAUAUAGCAUAUUUAUAUGUAUGCUAAAUAUGUAUUUGAGAUAUUAUUGGAAUAUACUAAUGAAUUAAUAUCAAUCAAAGCAUAAUAAUACUGGUUAAAUUUAGCUAAAACUGGCUAAAACUGGCUUAUAUGCUUAUUAUUAAUUCUAUUAUAUGUAUUUUAUGUAUUUUAUGCCUUUUAAUUACCUUUAUACGAUAUAUAUCUAUUACUUUAUUAUUAUAUAGUUACUAUCACCUAGACAACGUUAACUUUUUUUUUCUGAUAUUAAUUUUAAUGCUUAAAAUGGUAUAUAAUUAGCUGAGGGCCAACGGUAGUCAUGGACAACACACACAUAUAUAUAUAUUAUACUAUGCUAUUACAUCAUCCUCAUUUUAUGAUUUAAUAAGGGGCAAACUAUAUAAAUCAUAUAAGCCAUAUAAGUCAUAUAAAU